Molecule: messenger RNA, 3316 nt
Organism: Hymenoscyphus albidus
Lineage: Eukaryota; Fungi; Ascomycota; Leotiomycetes; Helotiales; Helotiaceae
Source: the annotation of a GenBank genome assembly
GAACUCUAAUUGAGUUGAUUGGUCCUCUUCUGGAUCUCAUUGAAUUGCAUCGAUUUGGUACAAAUUUUCGUCUGUCCAAGAACGUCUCCCAUCAUUCACUUUUGAGAUGUUGCAUUUCAUCCGGUGAGACCUACUUCCGGCCUAAGGACAAAAUCUGGUUGGCUUCAGCAAGAGACAGCAAAAGACUUUUACAUCAACACUACUUGAUUUACGAUUAAUAAGACAAGAACCAGCAUAAUACAUCAUGGAGUCCGUCUUUCAAUGUUUUCAGCGGGGUUACGGAAAUGGCGACGGCUAUGCUCUUUCCGACACCCUCUCGCCCAUCCCUCCCGAGUCGCAACCAGAUAGACUCAACAACUUCUUUCGAAGCACCAACUUUGCCAAUGUGAAGAGAGACUUUAAGCAGGCGUUAUUGAGAAACUCGGAGGUUGGCAUGUCAGAGGAAGAAUAUAAUGGUUGGGUUGAGGUCUACGUUGCCUAUUGGAAGGCUGUCGGUGAACUAUUGGCUGCUGAUGCAGCACCAAAGUCCAACUCAAAGGUGAUGAUAUAUUUCCUCUAUGUUCGUCUUUGUGGUUUGGGUCUGCAAGUUGAUAUGCCUCCCUAGUCUCUGAGCCAUUAGGUUCGUUGAGCUCAUUAGUCACGUGUUCGGUUUAAACAGCCAUCCCGUCCCCUCAAUUCAAAGAUAUCAUUUUAGUUUCAGUUAUUGCUAAUCAAGUCGUUGAGAGAUUCAGGCUGAUAUAUUCAUAGGCGGCAUGGACAAAAACUUAUGAUGCCUGGAAAGAAUUGACAUCAGUCCUCCACCGCGGUUACAGCAAUCACGGAUUUCCAUCCUGGACGUUGCCUUGUCUCUAUGUUGCAGGGAAAUUUCUACGAAUAUUUGCAAUCAAAGCAGACGAGGCCACACCAACAAGCAUGAGUGCGGUCACUAGUUUUGGCGACGAUCUCAAUCCAGACGCUGAGAAGAAUGAGAAAUUGGAAGACGCUGCGAGACAACUCAACCGAAUUUUCAAUCUCUGCUUAAGUGACAGGUUAGUUCCUGCAGUAAAAUUCUCCUCUGGUUUCCAGUCACUAAUCUCUUUCAGAGAACCAAAUCUUGCCCUUUCAAGAAAAUGGGGUAUCUACUAUACCACUAAUCUAUUACUAAAGACCUACUUCAAACUGAAUCAGAUCGGUCUAUCAAAAAAUAUUCUCAACGCCAUUCGAGCCUACAAGGGCGACAUGCCACUUCUCGACAAAUUUCCAGCUAGCCAGCAGGUGACAUAUAAAUACUAUAUCGGAGUAAUUUGCUUCCUAGAAGAGAAUUACGUCGAGGUAAGAUUGAUAGAUUUGGUAAAGUUCGAUACCUUGUCAGAGGCUAACAAUCGCAUCUAGGCUGAAAAUAAUCUAACAGAAGCAUGGAACAAAUGCCAUAAAGAUGCAAUCCGCAAUAAGGAGUAGGUGCAUCGCCAAAUAUUCAGUCAUACAUGGCAUGUGCUUACAGACUUCAUAGACUCAUCCUCACGUACCUCAUCCCGUGUCAUCUCCUAACCACUCACACCCUCCCUACGCUUGCCCUACUUUCGCCCUACCCACGACUCCAAAAAUUGUUUCUUCCUCUAUCUCGCUGCAUCAAGAAAGGCGACCUAUCAGGCUUCGAUACAGCCCUCGUAGCCGGUGAAGACGAAUUCGUCAAACGUCGUAUCUACCUAACCCUAGAACGAGGCCGCGACAUUGCCUUACGCAACCUCCUCCGCAAAGUCUUCAUCGCGGGAGGAUUUGAGGAGCCCAAGGAACCCGGUGCAGCAUCAGUUCGGAAAACCAGAAUCCCAGUUGCGGAAUUUGGUGCGGCGAUUAGUAUCGGUAGUAAAGAGACGAUGGAUAAUGACGAGGUGGAAUGUCUUUUGGCAAAUAUGAUAUACAAGGUUUGUUUUCCCCCUUCUUUUUUUAAACUUCUUACUUGCCUUCUGCAUCUUUUCGGUUCCAGGUUGCAGCUCGGGCGAGGCGUACAUAGCUGCCUACCUAUCAAAUGCCUUCUUCACAAGGCACUCCCCUUCUCCUCGCCACGGCACCUCCUCACGCGGAGGAUUUCGGGUGCCACCACUGCACCAUGAGUCAAAUCCGAAUAAAAAUCUGACGAACGCCCCACAGAAUUUAAUGAAAGGCUACAUAGCCAGGGAUCGCGCGACCGUAGUGCUGAGCAAAGGCGGAGCGUUCCCCGGAACUGGUGUUUAACAAACGGGUGAACGGGUUGGCCGGUGAACCAAUGAACGAGGAAGAAUAGAAGACGAUGGUGAACGAAGCGAUCUUAUUUUUGAACGUAUGAUGGUUUUUGUUCGAGAAGGUUCGAGGGCGAUGGUGCGGCUUUAUGGUUGAGAUAUGUUAGGUGGGGGGCGGUACGGAGGUUGACUCAUACACUUGCUCGCUGGCUUCUUGGGGACUACACUGCACUGCAGUACAGUAGCUUGGUACCCAAAAUCAUGCAACCAAGCAAUCAAAUCAAUAGUCAAUCAAUCAAUCAACAUCUUCAGACUCACCUUUCUCGGUGACCAGAAAAAAUCAGAUCACGCCCCCACACCAUCCAUGGUCCAUCUCAAAUUCACAAAUCCUCACCAUUCCUCACCAUUCCUCACCACCCCUAUCUUCCCACUACCACACACUUCUACACACUACCACACCAUACAACCCACUAAGCCCAAAAGCAACCCCCUACACCUACCCUACCCCUUACCUCAACCCAGAAUCCCAUGCCAAACUCCAAAAAACAAACUCUCCUCCCCUAAUUCGUCAAUGGCAACAUCCCCGGGGUCCACGAGGUCCAAGAGCCGAGUUCGGGUAUGAAUAAGUGGAGUGGAGUGGAGAGAUGUGUGACUCAUUACUGGUACUUUGAUAGAGUACAUCAAGCCUACAGUACAUACAGUGCAUACCCCGGGGUGAACGUGCUAUGUGGAGUGUGGAGUGUGGGUGUGGAGUGUGUGUGUGGAGCUGGCUAAUGGGUUGGGUUUGCUGGGUGUAGGGUUCAGGUAGGGUUCAGGUAGGGUAUGGGAUGGAAUGGAUCGGAAGGUUGGACUAUGCGUGUGUGCUAGAUGAUGGGAUAUGGGAGGAAGAAUGUAUUACUCUUUUUGGUUUGGUGGCAGUGGAGUGAGAGGGGGGAGUUGAGGGGGACAGGGAAGGGAAUGAUAUUGCAUGGGAUGUUUCUGUGAGGUUGAAGGACUCGCUUAGGGGAGAGAAGUGGUGUUUGUUCACUUUUCGUAGUACUGUACAUUCCCCGGUUGACAGCCUGGUCUGUAUUGGUCUAUUUUUGUAGCUGUUGAUACUUCCGAAUCUCGCAUUCUUCAAG